CAGGAGCAAGGCGCAUGCCCGGCCUCAUCACGACUGCGCACACCUCCACCGUUAUCAAUGUCGAGUGCUAACGAGAACAAGGGAACAUAUCCGUGACAAAAUCCCCUAAAAUAUUUAAUCAAUUCGUGUCCAUUAAGAUAUUCUAAUAUGAAGGUGUAUUAAAAGUAAACAGUGAAGUAGGUGGGCGAAUCGGAUUAAGUGUUUCUAAUGUGCUACCGUGUUUGCGUUUCUGCUUUAUUCGUGAUUCUUUUGUCCCUGGAUUCCAGGGAUUGCUCGUCCAGUAUACAAUAUGACGUACCUAGUAAAAUAUCCUUUAAUACGGUACAAGCCUGGGCAGUUAAGCUUGGGACUGAACUUUAUCACUUUGGAGAAUUUAUUACCAGAAAAAAAGAAGUACAAGAUAGUUUCAAGUCUGCGCAAAUCGAGUCUAGAGACGGUGAGAAAUUGGUACAGAGCAUGGCAGAUGACAUACGAGCGAUGAUGGAACUCAAAAUCAGUGCAGUCAAAAGAAUAGUGGAAGCGGCUGAAAAUAUGGCUUUUGACAAACAAAAUGAACCCGUCAACGAAGAUUUUCAGUUUUUUAACAGCAAGGAAAUGGAAGACUUGUAUGAUGAUAUGUCACUGACUACAACACCGGAGCCUGAUUUCACUAUGGAAAAUUGGAUAAACCGACCGGCAUCGAAGAAUAUGCAUUUGCAACAGAAUCAUCACUUUUCUCAUAUACCUGUUAAUACUAAUUUUAGUAGCGUUCACGUGCCGACAAAUGUUUACGCUUGGGCUCCGGAAGUUAUUAAAGGGAUUCACUGGUCAGAAGGUUUAGAUACACAUUUUAUCAAUAAUUACCAAAGCGAUCCGACAUUAUCUUGGCAGUAUUUUGGUAGUUCGACGGGAUUCAUGAGACAUUACCCAGCGAUGAAAUGGCGAGCAGAUCCUGUAGACAUAUAUGAUUGUAGAACUAGAGCCUGGUACAUGGAGGCAGCUGCAAGUCCGAAAGAUGUUGUUAUUUUGGUCGAUCGAAGUGGUUCUAUGACUGGACAAAGAAGAGAUAUAGCUAAACAUGUAGUAACAAACAUUUUAGACACUCUUGGCAAUAACGAUUUUGUUAGUGUUAUGACCUUUGCUGAUACUGUUGAAGAAAUUGUUCCUUGUUUUGAAGAUUCUCUUGUCCAAGCAACACUUGCAAAUCUCCGAGAGUUGAAACUAGGUUUAGACAAUUUUGAAACUAUGGAAAUAGCGAACUUUUCAGCUGCACUGACCAAAGCGUUUGAACUUCUUGAAAUUUAUAGAAAUAACAGCGGUGGAGCCAACUGUAAUCAGGCUAUAAUGUUGGUAACCGAUGGCGUUCCAUAUAAUUACAAAGAAUUGUUCGAGAAAUACAACUGGAAGUAUGAUACCCCGGUGCGGGUGUUUACGUACCUGAUAGGUCGCGAGGUAAAGGUGGCGGAUGUGAGAGAAGUGAAGUGGAUGGCGUGUGCAAACAGAGGGUUCUAUGUGCACCUGAGCACGCUGGCAGAAGUUCGGGAGAGAGUAUUGGAACAUGUCAACGUGCUCGCAAGACCGCUGGUGUUGCAGCGAGAGAAGCAUCCAGUUGUGUGGACUCCUGUUUAUGCAAAUGUUACGGAUCCAAAAGUUGCAGAUUACUUGUGGGAACAACGCGAGAGAGCAGAGCAAAAGGAAAGGUUUAUGAGCCAACGACGUGACAAGGUACUCUUCAAUUCCGAACAGGAACAAAAUAGGAGAUGGAAAAUAACGCAGAUGAAACAGGGUCAGUAUAGUGAGCUCGGGAAUUCGCAAUAUCAAUUGAUGACUUCUGUGUCAAUGCCUGUAUACGAUUUACGACAUAACGAGAACAUCACAGAGAAUGUACUGAUAAAUGAAGCUUACUGGGUAUCAGUUACAAAAGAGUCCGUAGAGGAGAACGGCCAAAAGGAGAUGCGUAUCGCUAGAUUAUUGGGAGUCGCAGGCACAGAUGUUCCUCUGUCAGAAAUACAAGCAUUGAUGACACCGUAUAAGAUUGGGGUAAAUGGUUACGCCUUCAUGGUAACAAAUAAUGGAUAUAUUUUAAUACAUCCGGAUUUGAGGCCUGUGUUUCAGCAGAUAUUAAAACCAAGUUACAACAGCGUUGAUAUGAUUGAAGUUGAACUUUUUGACGAUGAACGGAGCCCAAGGAACUUCAGCAAAGAACUGACAGCGCUCCGAAAAGAGAUAAUCGAUCAGAAAACUGGGAAUAAAAUCAUGAAUGUUAAGUAUCAUAUGGAGGAUAUGAAACGAGUGUCUCGAGGCAAAAGGCACUAUUUUUGGACCGGCAUCAGCGAUUCACAAUUCACACUUGUUGUUUCCAUUCCUGAAAAUUAUGGUCGCCAUCGGAUCACACCACCACCAACAGACGACAUCCACCGUCUGUCUUUGACGUCUAAAAACAUAUCCGCUAGACAGUAUUUGUCAGAGAAAUGGAGUGUACAUCCGGAUUGGCUAUACUGCCGUCACUAUGAACGCACAUUUUCCUCUCCCGAGGAAGAGCUGUCAUAUUUCCUAGAAAGAGUGGCGAAGCCCGGUUGGCGCUGGCCGGCCAAACCGCGCCCGCCCGAACACCAUAAGAACAAGGGACACGAGAAACAUAACGAAGGAUCAGAAGUGAGAGAAAGAAACAAGGCACCAAACGUCACGCCACGAAAUGAAUAUUAUUGCGAUCACGGACUAAUGCAGGCAUUAGUGUACGAUGCCAGGAACACAGCGUGGUUUAACAAGAGUAUUUCGGAGUCUGCGACAGAUGAGAAAGCGGCGGAGUUCAUUCAACGUUUUGGUUUCAUCACCGCGUUCCUUGCUACACACAGUGGCCUCACAAGAUGGGAAACACAUCCUCCUAAGGACCACGAUGACAAGAAUGAGUUCGGCAAACAAUGGCCUCGAGCAAUAGAUGAAGUUUGGUAUCGACGCGCCGUCGAACAACACUAUGUAGAUCCGCUUAGUUUUGUAUAUAGUGUGGAAUUAAGCACGGAAAAAUUUCCUCUCAAUGUUAGCAAUGCUAUGGUGACGGCUGCACACGCCGUAUUCCACGGAGAUGGCCAUCGAAAAGCGCCAGCAGCAGUUGUUGGAUUUCAGUUCAAACACGAGCGUCUUGCUGAGUGGUUCCAGAAUAUAACUUCAAACUGCGAGCACAGCAAGGAAUGUAUAACGUGCAACGUUACAGACAAUUGGGACUGUUAUUUAGUUGAUAGUAAUGGUUGGAUAAUCGUAAGUGAAGAUAGCAGUCAAACAGGGCAGUUCUUUGGCAAAGUACGACCAGAUAUUAUGAUGAAACUUGUGGAAGAAGAAGUUUUUAAAACAGUUCACAUUAUAGAUUAUCAAGCUGUCUGCUUUAGGGAGAAGAAGAUUACGAAUCCUGCAUCUAUGAUCCUGACCCCACUUGAAAAUUUGCGUCUGAUUAUGGUAUGGCUCAUCGCCACGUCGGUUUGGUUUUACAACUCGAUUGCUCUCAGUUUAGCUCAAGCUUCGAGCUAUACAUUCGACUACGAGUUUGUUUCAACCACUGGGGCUUAUCAAUACGAAAACGACGAAACUGACGACCCGACAAUGACCAAACCUGCGACGACCAGAUUGCUGGAAAGAGAUUUCGAGAAACUUGUACUGAUAAAUAGAACAAGACCAACACCAUGUGACAGGGAGAUGUAUCUGUACCAAUUGGAGUACAAGAAUCUCGACGAGAAGUUGAACAAGCCAGUGAAAGAGUGCGACCGACCGUUCUACGCGCAGUUGGUGAAUUACACCAACAUGUUGUUGGUGGUGGUAGAUGCGAUGUGCGCCAAGCAAGAUGUGCCGAUAUACCCGAUAGACGCCACAGAAGUCCAGUACAAUGAAUCGCUGCCGUGCUUGAAGCACAUGCAUCCGUUGUAUAGGAAAACUCCGAAUUCUUGCAUCCGAAAUCACACUGAGGAGAGCAACAUCGAUAUGUGUGGACGCUGCAGUCUAAUUGGCAAGAGCUUCCUAUGGAUACCACUGAGUGUAGUUUUCCUAAUUCAAUAUUUUCAAUGUUAAAACUUAGCCAAAAAUAUCUAUCUAUUGUGCCCAAAAAAAAUUGUUACCAGUACCUAACUGUUAAAUAUUUGCAAUAGUUUAAUUGAUGUUAUUUUUGUGGAGAAAACGUUUAAUUUUGUUUCUUUGUAGUGUUAUCUUAUAAUUUUAGUGGAAAAAAUACAUGUCAUAUCACAUAUCAGCUAUGUUAUAAGCAUCAAAUAAUUGUGUAUUGUAGGUGUCACGUGAAAAGAGUGCGUUGGGUAAUACAAUUGCAUGUGAAUGCACCUUACCUAUUGUUUUGUAUAAUAUACCUAAAUUUUAUGUUUAUUACGCUACAGCCUCAUCAGUCUAAUACUUUCAUUAAUUUUGUGCCGAUCAGAUAAGAAUCCCGGGUUGGGAUUUGGCUAACGAUUGUUAGGUAUUGGAUUUUUUGUAAGGAAAUUAUCUGCACCGGAAUUAAGUAAUUGGUUUACAGUCCUGGUUAAUUAUCAUUAACAUUUUAUAAUAAUCGUUAAAGCCGUUCGUUACAAGGCCUUAAGGCAUAAGCCUGAGGGGGUUACGAGAACCCUCAGGUUUAUGCCCAGCAGUGGGACAUUCAUAGUCUGAUGAUGAUCAUGAUCACACUAGAAAUUAUUAAUACCUAUAGUCACAUUUAUUCAUUAUUAUUUGUUAAAAUUAUACUUUGUACAACCGUUCUCUUUUUACGUGACAGGUAGUAUUCAACUACAAAAUAUAGAUACAUUUAUUACGUCAAGUCGGGUUUGAACUUAGCCGUAAAGGCUUUAUUAAAUACGAACAGCGUCAUAUUUAAAUCAUAUCAGUCAGAAUUUUAUCUAUCUACUUACGUAGGUUUAUUGUUUGGAAUUCCUUACAACUUAAAAUUACAAUGUAGGAACCUAUUUAUUUAAAAUAUUAUAUAACUUAACGUUUCAAAAAUGCUUAUAAACUAGGCCUACUUGAAAUAAAUGAAUUUUGAAUUUUAAGGUGCCAAGUCGGCUCCUACAACAAAAAUUUUCGAAUUAAAUUAAAUUGUCAGAUUUAAAAGUACUGUCCUUCUUACAAUAUUUCCCGUGCUCUUUUUACAGCUCUUUUUUUAAUUAUUAAAAAUUCUUGACCAAAUCGGAAAGAGAUCAAGUCAGUCUUACCAUUUUCGAGAUUAGUGAGUCAAAUAAAUACUUUAUUUUGUUUUUUUUUAAAAGAAUACCUAAUGUUUUACCUACCCUUAGGUUGUAACUAAGUUUAAGGAAUUAAUAAUUCUCAGUGUUUAGUAUUUUGAAUCUCAUAAUAUAUUAGGUUGU
This is a messenger RNA of Pararge aegeria (speckled wood butterfly), 5312 nucleotides long. It is a transcript of the gene stj, whose product is annotated as voltage-dependent calcium channel subunit alpha-2/delta-3. Gene Ontology annotation, molecular function: voltage-gated calcium channel activity. The coding region runs from base 208 to 4035 and encodes 1275 amino acids. NCBI's taxonomy places the organism in Eukaryota, Metazoa, Arthropoda, Insecta, Lepidoptera, Nymphalidae. Gene Ontology annotation, cellular component: voltage-gated calcium channel complex. The record is from RefSeq and is a predicted model, not a curated record. The transcript has 28 exons.